Messenger RNA from Dermacentor albipictus, 1391 nucleotides. RefSeq names its product ubiquitin-conjugating enzyme E2 Z-like. Lineage: Eukaryota; Metazoa; Arthropoda; Arachnida; Ixodida; Ixodidae. The record is from RefSeq and is a predicted model, not a curated record.
AUCAUUAUCAAUCACCGCUGCCGUUGCGUACCUUCGGGUCAUCAAACAUCUGCUCAGGGGUCUUCGUUGUCGCAAAAGUUUGACAAAAAUGGCCCGACCAACGCAACAUUACUGGGACACCGUUAAGAACGAGCAGCCGACGCCACAGUGCCUGCAGAGGGUGCAGCGGGACCUGGUGGAGUUACACGCCGACGCUACACCGGGAGUGUUCGUCGUCCCGGAAGACAGCGACGUGAGGGUGCUGCACGCCAUCGUCGUGGGCCCCUGGGGAACGCCCCUCGAAGGUGGCCUCUUCCGCCUGCAGUUGAAGUGCCCGCCCGACUACCCGAUGCGGCCGCCUCGUGUGCGUUUCCUGACUGGCGCUGGGAAAGUGUCCUUCAACUCGCACAUCCGCGGGGAGCACAUCUGCCUCAGCCUACUAGGCACGGCUCCUAAUGGACCGAGUUGGAGUUCCGCCCUGAGCAUCGGCAGCCUGCUCGUCUCCAUACAGUCCUUCCUGGCCGACGGCGCUACGGAGAUCAUGCGCCACAACGCGAUUAGGGUCGCGGUAUGUGACACGCUCGAAGACUGUCUACGAGAAGCAUCCGAGUCUCCUAUGCCACCGGCUCUCACGCAGAAAGUGCUCAAGUACUUCGCCGAAAACUACGCAAAGUACGAGGACGCGGUCCAGGCGCAGAUUAAUUCCUGGAGAGUACUCUCGUGGAUUUCGGGUGUCGCGUACGGCAGUUACGAACCACUGCUGAAGCGACUUCGCGACAUCAAGAAGAAGAUUGACGAAAAGAACGUGACGGCCACCGGGCAACAAAACAAGGAGUGACGCAAUGCUCCCUGGUUACUCGAGUCCACGAUCACAACGUCGAUUCUGCAUGUGCCAACGUGCCCUCUGAACUUAAAAUUAAGGACUCUUGAUAUUUUACGGACAUUAGCUAGAUAAUAAAAGAAGCUAAAUUAGGCCGCUGCCGCAACUAAGGAAAGCGUGUUUCCCACAAUUGGAAUAAGGCCUUCAGAUGUGCCUUUGGUAGCGGUGUGGGAUAGAUUGAUUAUUUACGUGCUCAUCACUGGGCCCCAUUGGAAGUUUGGUUACACAGUUGAUGUUCUGAAGCAUAAUGUAGAAAGCACUUUAUAGCGAGAUCCUUUUUUAUUUUUUUAUUUUUUUGGCUAUUGGAGAAAAUCGUCGAAGCUGACAUGUGCCGCAGUGCCAGCAAGAGAACUUCACUGCCAACAUCGGCAUUCUGUAUCCCAGAGCCUCGACUUCAGAGUCGAUUUCGCUACCUGCUUCGAUACAAUGAGCCGAGGGACCUUUUUUUUGCUUCAAAUGAAAAUUUAGACCUGCUGAACACAGACAAAUUAGCGGGCCAUGUCAGAUAAUCCUGAUAAAGUUUGCAACAGUG